Messenger RNA from Rhincodon typus (whale shark), 6458 nucleotides. It is a transcript of the gene nbr1a, whose product is annotated as NBR1 autophagy cargo receptor a. Gene Ontology annotation, cellular component: phagophore assembly site. Gene Ontology annotation, molecular function: zinc ion binding; ubiquitin binding. The coding region runs from base 31 to 2955 and encodes 974 amino acids. Lineage: Eukaryota; Metazoa; Chordata; Chondrichthyes; Orectolobiformes; Rhincodontidae. The record is from RefSeq and is a predicted model, not a curated record. The transcript is spliced from 21 exons. Gene Ontology annotation, biological process: macroautophagy.
CAAGUUUCCUUUGACCUCAACAAUGUGCAAAUGAAGUAUUUUGAUGAAGAUAAUGAAGAGGUAUCUGUUAAUAGUGCAGAGGAAUAUGAAGAAGUUUUGAAGAGUGCAAUUAAACAAGGAAAUCAGAUUCAAGUGAAUGUUUAUGAAGUAAAGCAACUGAAGGAAAAAAUGGAAAGCCAGUGUGCAAAACGAACCUUUGAAAAUAAUGAACAGAAAGAGUCUCAGAAUAAGAAGGCUAAGAAAAAAGAAAUGAAACAUUAUUCACAGUUGGCAAAAUGCAUUGGCCAAGGCAUGAAGGCCACAGAAGAAGCUAAAGGAAAGGUGAUGUCAAAAGAUGUAGAUCAAAGCAAGGAAAAUUGGCGACUGCCACCAGUUUGGUUCACACGGUACAUGGAAACAUUCAAAGAUAAGCUUGUGAAUGAAACAGUUGAUCGGAUCUGUUGCGACUUCUUCGAGAAGGUGACUAUUCAUCAGAAGGUGCAUGACCCAUUCGGUGCCUCGGCAGCAUGUUCUGUUCAAGUUCCAGAGACCCCCUGCACAACACAGAUUGGCUACCCCGAUUGGCUUAUGGCUUGUAGCAACUGCCUGAGUCGAAUUAUUGGAGUACGCUAUCAGUGCAGCAUUUGCCCCACGUACACUAUCUGUGAGUCCUGUGAAGCUAGUAGCUAUAGACAUGAUCCUAACCACCCCUUACUGAAGCUGAGAAAACCUUCAAUACCUUUGCCUGACCUUACACCAGCACAGUUUGUUGGAAGUGUUAUAUCUGGUGCAGCAGAACAAACAAGACUGCAGAGACAAAUCGACAAAACCUUUUGGAAAGCUGAAAAGCAAAGACUACGAACUGAAAAGAGGCAACGCAAAGCAGAGUUUAAGGAGAUUAAAAAACAGUUAAAAUUGCAGAAGAAACAUCUGCAAUGGAAUGGUGUGCAUCUUGGUGAGCACUUGAAUCCACCAACACGUGAACCUAAAAGAGUUCAGUGCAUUUCAACAGUGCCAGUUAUUUCAAUAUUAGGUGCAGAAUUUGUGGAUGAGAACUUUCCAGAUGGUACCCUUCUUCAGCCAGGAAUCAAAUUUAUCAAACACUGGAGAAUGAAAAACACAGGCAAUGCUAAUUGGACAUCUGCUACAAAACUCCAGUUCAUGUGGGGCAACCUCAUCCUGGCUUCUCCUGCAAAAAAGGAAGUUUCUGUUCCAUUCCUCCAACCAGGAGACAUUGGUAUUGUGUCAGUGGAAUUUGUUGCACCCACCUUUGAAGGCACUUACACUUCUCAUUGGCGCUUAACUCAUAAAGGAGAACAGUUUGGGCCCAGAGUAUGGUGCAGCAUUAUUAUCGACUCGCCACUGCACACUGAAGCUCUGGAUGGAAAUGAAACCUCCCUUUUUAGCUCAGUCAAGACUAGAUCUCCUGACAAUAGAAUCAAGGCUUCCUUAGCUGCAGGGACUGAACAGCAGCAUGUUGUUCCUGAUCCUGAAGUGGAAUCUGGAGGCACAGCAACUACACAAAAGCAAGACUCCUUGACUAUAGAAACUGAGAAUCAAACAACUGUGCCUGAUCUUGAAGCAACAGAGUCUGCAAAAACAACAGGUACAGCGUUGGUCAAGCUUCAGCAGCGAAAAGAUCAGAGUAGAGACUUGUACACAAUGAUGCCGUCAGUAGACCUUCUGACUGCUCAGGACUUGCUUUCAUUUGAACUGUUGGACAUAAAUAUUGUGCAAGAAAUGGAGCACGUACCAAACAACACCCCAGUUGACAUGACUCCAUGUAUGUCACCUUUGCCCCAUGAUGGCCCACUAGUGGAGAGGCCAGGCUUAGGUCAGAUUGAAGAAGAAAGUGAAGCUAUUUUCAAGUCACGGUUUGAUGUGACACUGAUGGAGAAGCCAACAGAUCAUCCCCAUUUAGAAGAAGGCGAGGACGACAUCAGCGGAACUCAGUUUGUCUGUGAGACAGUUAUUCGUUCUCUAGCUUUAGAUGAGGCACCUGAUUUGCUGCCACGCCGCAGGGGUAAACCUGACACAGGCACUGUCCAAGAUCUGCAAGAAACCUGUCGCUCUGCUGGCAUCAGAGAAGAGAAACCUGGCAGGACCAUUGUGACCACAACUACUGCUACAAGUUCAACAGAAGAAGUGUUGCCAGAGAAAGAUAAUAAGCUUGAAAUUCAUGUGGCUGGCAGUUCUACUGUAGACUUUGAAGAAGAGAAGUAUGACAUACAAAGCCAAGUGUCCUCAGAAUGUUCAGAGGAUUACGUUAUCAUCCUGCCAGAGUGUUUUGAUACUAGUCGUCCUCUGCUAGAAUCUAGAUGCAGUUCUGCUUUUUCCCAACCUGAAGAAAUGGAAGAUGAGAUAGAACUGGUAUCAGAUGCAGAGGUUACUGAGAGUGCCCACGCAGUCGAUGAAAAUAGACCUCCGUUGCAAAACAUUAAUGAUAUAUUGUGCACAUCUCAGACAUUGGAUAUGGAGCCGCUUAAACCAGAGGUGCUGUCUGCACCUUUGCUUCAUCAAAGGAAUGAUACCUCGACUCUAAAUUCAAACGAAGUUCAGUCUGAUGUAUUGGAAGUGGCUGAUGUGGAGAAUGCUGCAGUUAGAUCACCUGUCCAUCAUGAAAACAAUGUAUCUACACAUUUGGAGAUAAAGUUUGCAGAACCACCCAAGACCAUGAAAAAUAGACAGUGCCCGCAUUUAAGACACCACAGUGGAAUUGCUAGUGAGCUGGUGAAGGGAGCCCUAUCUGUAGCAGCCUCUGCUUAUAAGGCUCUUUUUUCGGGGGAUACCAGUGUGACUCAGGCUGAAGUAACAGAAAAUCAAACUGCAUCUAUGAUGGAUAUUCUUUUUGAAAUGGGAUUUUGUGACAGACAACUAAAUAUGAAACUGCUCAAAAAGCAUAGCAACAAUCUUGUUGAAGUCGUCACUGAACUUCUCCACAUCAAUGAGAAUGACUGGCAUGCUAAUCGACACUGAAUAUAUAUGAUUACGUGGAUCACUUCUUAGUUAACAUUGAGCUGCCACUUUUUUUUGCACAAUAGCAGUAAUCAAGGAUAACAUGACAAUGUCAAUAUUCUAAGAAUUCAUUUUCAGUGAUGUGCUCCAUUGCAUUAACACGGAGUUCAUUUAUUAUUGAGAAAAAUAAUGUGCUUGCUUUCUCUAUUCCAUAUUAAUCUACAAUUCACUUCUUAGUGUUGGUUUUUAUAAAGUCAAAGCCAGAAGAAACACAGCUCAAGAUGUUUGUCAGUCUUUGAGUCUGUUUAAUUAUUUUUGGAAAAUUAAUCCAUGUUGUUGAUAUCCUCAUUACACUAAACUCAGAAAAUAAUACAUUAAACACCUCUUUGCAUUGCAUCAUCAUGUAUAUAUUUGGUUUUGGAAAAGCAAUAUUACAUGCAGGGUACGAUUCUGCAUACAGUUAAACACUACAGUAAAUCUGUGUCAAUGCAAUGUGUGUAUUAGGGACACAUUGUCUUGAACAUGCUUUUUUAAAAGUGAUUCUUCCAGGGAAGAGCAUUCUAGGAGCAUAUUGUACCCAUUUAGACAGAUAUAACUGAAACUUUGUUUCACAUUACCUACUUUGUAGAAACUCUGCAGUUUGAUCAUCCUUUUAAUUUUGCUGUAUAACUCAAAUAUUUAGUGGCUGAAACAUGCAUUAACAAUAAUAGCAUUUGCUACAAACUUUAUUCAUUUAAUGAACAGGUCUGCUGGUGUUAGAGAUAUUAUUUUGGACUGUGGAAAGUAGAAUGUUCAUACGCGUGUGUGCAUGGUCAGUUGUUGUACAUGAUAAUUUCUUAAGCAGCCACAAUAUGCAUAACACAAAAUUAGUCAUAAUCAGACUAUUUUAAAGCGUUAAUCUGAUGGAGGUAGGAAAAGCUUAAUUUGAAAAAGAAUUCUCUGCUGGAAUUGGGUAAAAGUUACAUUUUCUUAAGCUUUUAUUUAUGCUUUCCUCAACUGGUUCAUUAUAUGGAAGUUAUGCAUUUUGCAAUAGACAUUGUAGCUUUAGUUGACAGUCAAUAUAUGCUUCUGAGGUCUGGUGUCCUCAGUAGUUUAGUCUCGGCUAUAUUGCAAAGCUGACAUUUAAUAUUCUAAUGAUCUAGAGAUGUUUUGUGUCUAGUUUUUAGUAGCAACAUACAGUAACGUUUGGUUUAAAUCUCUCAAUAGGGCUUUGAAAUGUAAGUCUCUUAAUGGUACUUUUUUCUCUUUUUAGGACUGGAGUAUAUUUAGGGUUUUGUAUUGAUCCAAUUGCAGAUAAUUCCAGAUUUGUAGGAACCAGCUUUUGCAUGUAUCACAGUCCAUGUAAUAAUAUUAUAAUUCUCAACCCAAGUAUGCCAGCUGUUUUUUUUUUCAGUCUAUAAAUGGGGUACUACUUUGUGAUAUUUGUUAGUUAAAUGCUUCUGAUAAAACUUUGGUUGAUACAGUUGGGAUUUGAAGAAUUCUACUGAUAUCGAGACUCCUCUUGAGCUGUUUGCUCAUUGUGAGCUUUCCAGCAGUUACACAGUUAGAUUCUUGAAAGGUACCAAACAUGUAUAUAAUUGUUAACUUUUACACACAUACCCAAAGGUGGAAAUGCAUGGCUAUAUGUGCAAUGCCAACUGUUCUUUUACUCAAGAUAAAAACCUCUAAUAACUCCAGAAUCUUCACGUCUGACUUUCUCUGUCUUCCUUUUCAACCCUCACCUAUGAAGAACAAAACUUGAUCUGCUCAAACAAUUGGUUUCUGUGACUGAAUUGGUAAGCAGUGAUUAAGACAUUUUUGAUGAGGACAUCUGUAGUUCAAUUCAUUAAUAGUUUAAAAAAUGAAACGAGUUUUGGAUGAUGGAGUUUCCAUGGUUUGGAAUUAAUACAAAUUGUUGUUAAUUGGUUACCAAUUAGUUUUCCAGGAAAUCCUGAUCUUUGAGUAGUGCAAAAGUAAAUAUUGGUUAUGCUAAGGGAAAGUAAAAUAAUACUUAACAUAAUGUCAAUGUAGACAUCCAGUGUUCUUGGUAAAAGAACAUUUUAGGCAAAGAAGCAACUUGCUACUUUUUUUUACUUCUGUAUCCUAUAAUUUGUGAUUAAAAGAAAAGAAGUGCUAGUAAACCUACUUUUGAGCACAGUUUAUGUUCAUCUGGAAAAAUAAUGUGUGAUUGUGUGCAUUUUAAAAGUUCUGAUUUACAAUAAUAGCAUCAUAUUUAAGUUUUCACUAAAGAAGUCUAAAUUUUCAAGAUUUGCUAAAUACUUUUAGUAUCAAUUUCAGCUUCAUUGCUGCCAAGAUGAAAUAAACAUUAAAAUAAGCAUUAAAAGCAAUAAACAGAUAAAAUAAAUAAGUUUGGACUUGAUUUCUGUAUUUGCCAUUUCUAAAUAAGGAUCUGAUCUGGAGGAUACAACAAUAUUUACAGUUUUGGUGGAUAUUUUGUAGUAGUUAUGAAUGUCGUUUAAUGCUUAAAAGUGUGUUCACCAUAGUUGCUAUUGAAGUUGUCCAUUCAGUAAGUUGCAGUGCUAUAGUAAACAAUAUGUUGGAUGGUUGAGAUGAACUUUCUGGACUUCUGUUAUAAUUUACGUUCUACUAUUUUACUCUAUGCUGCAAGCUUUUAAAUGUCAUGAGUACUAUGCUGUACUGAAUUGUGUGUUGCUGUUUCUUUCAGAUAAUUGUGUGGCCCAGUCUAGAAUUCUUGAAAUUGACAUUGUAUCCUAUAGUAUACAAGAAAAAAUUGCUGUUUCCCCGUAAACUUGUACCAUGACACAAUUUGCAAAUUAGCUUCAGUUACAUUGCAAUAGUUUAAAAUAUACAUCCAAUUAUUAUGUACCUUUUUGAAGUAAUGCAACUAUUAUCAGUUUACCUUAAAAGUCAAGUAUUCAAACUGUUAGCAAAAUGCCAGUAUUUUAGGUGGAUUUAAAACUAAAACAUCUAUUGGUAGAUCUAAUACUGUAUGGGGAUUCCUGGUCAACAGGAUUUACACUAACCAGUGGUUUACAUGUUUACAUAGCUAGUCUUCACAGUAUGGUCUGAAUGAAGAGUGCACAUAUGCAUUAUUCAGUUGAUGGGUUCUUCCUUGGUACCAUUUCAUCUUACAGUUAAUGGCUGGUAAUCUUACAUUUUGGAAUAAGAAUUGGAGGAAAAAUCCUCUAAUAAAAUAAACUGGAGAUAAAAUUAUACUUCCAUAUUUCAAGGACAUAAUGGAUAUUAUACACAUAGGAGGCCAUUGAACUUUGAAUUUCUGCUGUUCAUUCAUAUUCAGCAUCCAUUCAUCCUUUCACAUAAUUUAACACAACAUUCGCAGUAUAUUAAGAUAAAAAAAUUAAUGCUUUAGUAACUUCUGAUGGCUUCGUUUGCACAUUAUCUACAUUUGCAUGUAAUUGUCUUAAACCAAUUGUAGAGUACAGACUUGCGUAUAUUGCUCAACAUUCUUUACAGAUCUGUAUUUUUCUGUCCUUUUAAAAUGUGAUGUAAAUGAAUUUUGAAUCCUAGAUAAAUGAAUCAAUAAAAGUAUUGUUUAAGUACAA